AUGUAUCGCUGUAUGUGCUCCUGUUCGACCCGCGCCCUCGAGGCCUUCGUCGCCGACAUCGCGGGCAUCAACAUCAAGUCUCGUCCAAGGGCCGUUCAUCGUGCUACACGGGCUCUACAUUCAGGUCUGCAGACGGAUAGAACGGUCGAUUCGAUUUCACUGCAGAGGCCCGUAUCAGAUUCAUCAGCAAGCGACCUGCGCAUGAUUGAGCUGGCACCUGUACUGGAACCUGUGUCAAAUAAAGUCGAGACGGAGAGACUGCCUGCAGAGAAAGGGGAUGGCAACGCCGAUGCAUCGUCGACGCGCACAAAAGCUGAGAACCGCAUGCUCCGGAAAUUGAAACGGAUCCAAGGAGGCGCACAUAACAAGCAUGGCAGUGAUAGCGGGAAAUUGGUCGAUCAGGUCCAGUCGAUGCUGCAGAAGAUUGAGGAAUCACCAGAGAUCCUUGGGGGGCUCGUAAAGGUGAAGAAGGAGGAGCCUGCGAAGACGGAGAAGAACAAGGUCCGUCGAGGGCGUUCAUUCGAUGGGAAAGCAAAGUGGGUCAAGGGAAAGCAAGAAAGAUUCAAUGGCAGGUCGACAAAGGUGAGAAAAGAGGGCAGCAAAGGUCCUUCGGGCAAGGCGAGAAAGGAAAGCAUCAUGGAGCACAACGCCAACUUGAGAGCUGGUGAAGAGACUGUCGAUGUUGGAGACGAAGCAACAUGGGAACAUGUACAGGACGAAUGGACCGAGCAACCGAAGUGGCAGCCCAUCGAGGCCAGGGAAACCACCCAGACGACGAGAGGGGGGAAGAAUGCUGGCAAAAAACACGAUGUCGAUGAUUCGCCUUCGAAAGAAGAUGCUCCAGCCAAACCUCAGGAACCCUGGGGUAUUCAAAAGUCCGCCCUCGAGCGCAAGUUCGGCCAGAAAGGCUGGCAACCACGCAAACGUUUAUCGCCCGAUACACUGUCUGGAAUCCGCGCCCUCCACGCCUCCAAUCCCACCAUCUACAACGUCGAAAUGCUCCGCGAUCACUUCAAAAUCACCCCGGAAGCCAUUCGCAGAAUCCUAAAGUCCAAAUGGCAACCCUCUACCGAGGAGAUUGAGGAUCGGAUGAAGAGAUGGGAGAAGAGAGGCGUGAAGAAAUGGAGUGAAAUGGCAGAGCAGGGACAGAAACCACCUAAGAAGUGGAGAAUGUUGGGCGUGCCGAACCCUAAGCUUGGACAGAAGAAGGAGUGGAAUAGUAACAGCGGUGUCGCUAAAAAGGAGAAGACGGAGGAAAGGAUUGUGCGAGAGGAGGGACUGCUCGCAAAGUCGAGGCGGUUGGAGAAAGCGCAACGGGCACGGUUCACUGAGAGUCUAACUGGGAGGAUUCUCUAG
This is a messenger RNA of Ramularia collo-cygni, 1356 nucleotides long. RefSeq lists its product as uncharacterized. The transcript has a single exon. The record is from RefSeq and is a predicted model, not a curated record. The coding region runs from base 1 to 1356 and encodes 451 amino acids. Gene Ontology annotation, cellular component: nucleus. Lineage: Eukaryota; Fungi; Ascomycota; Dothideomycetes; Mycosphaerellales; Mycosphaerellaceae.